UAAUCUGGCAAUGGUUUCUUCAACGAUGUUCAGGAUUGUUGCGUGUGAAGACUCUGGAUGUCUGAAUGCCAAGAACUCGUCUAGGGUUAGCUGCUCUGGGUUGUCUCUAGCAGCCUCUGACCAAGCUGCCUUGUCCCUCAUGAUGGCUUCUGUCAUGUGUCAUAAUGGGAACGACGCCUCGACUUCUGAGGAGCCUCCCCCUGCCCCGUCUACCCCCGCCACGUCGCCGAUUCCUGCCGCCGCCGCCACCGAGGAGGCGCCGCAGGUGUUGGCGCGGCGGGUGACGGUGGAGCCCGUGCUGUUCGUACACAAUCUUUGCUCCCAGGUGAUGUGGCUGGCCUCACAGGACCUGCAGAUCGAUAAGGCUUGUGCUGUAAAUGUUGGGUUGAGCGACGACAUCUGCGCAAACCUGGGCGACCACGACGCGCUGGAGAGCACGGUGCAGGAUUUGGUGACCAGCAUGCUCAUGUACCGCUCCAUUUUCGAGGCUUCCAUCAAGGCAGUGUGGCUGUUGAUGCUGGGGGCGUGGAGUGACCGGUACAGCAGGCAACUCCCACUCAUCAUUUCCAUCUGUGGCCUCGGAGGAGAAGCUCUGGUGUACCUGAUCAUCUCCUUCCUACCUUCGUGGCCCGUGGAAACUGUCCUGGUGGCCUCGGUGCCCUACUCACUCAGCGGGGGCACCCAUGCACUCCUCAUGAUCUGUUUUGCAUACCUGGCCGAUGCUUCAAAACCUGGUGAGCGCACAGUCCGCAUGGGUCUGCUGGAUGCUGCCUACUACUUUGGCUCCCCGGUGGGCAUGGCAGUGGCUGGCCCUCUUCUGGAUGCUGCUGGCUACCGGGCUGCCUUCAUCCUGACCAUAGCCCUCUAUGUGGUCACUGUUGUCUAUGUAGUUGUGAGGUUCAGCAAUGAGAGGAAAAAAUCUACAAACACAGAGGAGCCUGAAAUGAGUAAGUGUAAGCAGUGCCAGACCUCCUGUGAUGUGACUCAUCUGUACAAGGCAGUGCAGGUGACAGUGCAGCCCCGGCCCCACCACAUCACCUGCUUCAUUCUUCUGCUUAUUCUUGCCAUGCUGUGUGAUUCUUUGCCUGUAUGGGGUGAGAGCAACGUUAAAUAUCUGUUUACUCAGAAAGUCAUGGAUUGGACCCACACCCAAUACAGCCACUGGGGAACCUUUGCCUCUCUGCUUAGUGUCUGUGUGAUGGUGAUAGUGGUUCCCUUCCUGAGUCUGGUGGUCCACCUUCCUGAUGCCUGGGUGGGGGUCCUUGGUGGGGCCUCACGCACAGCGUCAAGCAUCAUUUAUGGCUGCGUCACGUCCCCUGACCUCUCCUGGCUGAUGUGGAUGGGUGCGGUGGUGGGCAGCGCUAAAAACAUGGCUCCUGUUGCUAUUCGUUCCCUUCUUUCACAGCUGUCAGGCAGUAAUGAGAUUGGCCGGAUCUUUGCUGUGAUGGCCAUGGCAGAGACGCUGGUGGUGCUGGCCGCUGCUCCGCUCUACAAGACUGUAUAUUCUGCCACCAUUGACAGCCGUGCAGGAACCUACAAUUUUCUUUCAGCUGGCUUCAACAUCAUUUUAACACUUAUAUUACUGUUUCUGGCGAUUCAGUUAAAGAAGGUGUGGAGAUUGCUUCGAGAAAAAAGUGAAAGGCCAACUCAAUGUGACACCAACUCCUCUUCAGUAUCAGAGAUAACAGGAGCCUGAAGUUGGGGCUGUCACUUGGUCUUCUGUGGUGGAUUGGCUGGAAUGGAAGUUUAUUCUUAGUCAACACCCACUGGUGCUAUACAUUUUCAGAACAUCUCAUGAUGCCUUCUCUCCAACUCUGGUUUCUCCUAACCUAUGAAUACAACAUGCAAAUUGCUACCCCUGCCAAGAUAAUUCAAAAUUUCCUUUCAGUGGAAAAGUCAGUUUCUAAACAUUUUGUGCUCUUUGCUUGCCAUUAUCUCUUUCUCCAGUCAGCCUGUCAGAACUCUCCCAUAUACUAAUCUUGACAUAUCCCUCUAACUGUUGUGUUCAUCUCUCCCUCUCUUCCUUUUGUACAGAGCAGCGGCUCCCAACCUUUUUAGGCUGCAACCCUAAAUAUCCAACAAUACAGCCACAUGACCCACAGACAUAUGAUAUGAAUAAGGCAAAUAACAUUAUAAAUUUGAAAUAUUUGUAAAUUGCAGUGUAUUAUAAUUUCAGUCUGUAACUACGAUCACAUAAUACAAAUUACUAUAGUAACAAUCUAUUUGUAGUAACACUAUUCAUUAUUACUUAUGAUUAUUAAGUUUUAUAUACUUUAAAUUGUCUGAGAAGCCCUUGUGAUCCUACUGAGGAACCCGUGCUGCCCUGAUUUGGGUAUAAGGGUCGCAACCUAGGGUUGGGAACCGCUGGUAUGGAGGGACAAUCACAGCUCCUCUGGAGGCAUUAUCCACAAGUUUCCAAGCUAAUUUGCAUACAUUAAGCAUCCACUUCACUACUUGACCACUAAUGUCUUCCUUCAUUUCUGCUGCUAUGAUAUGCCACCUCCUUUUUUCUCAUAUAUACAUAUAAUAUAUAAA
Eriocheir sinensis (Chinese mitten crab) is the source of this 2535-nucleotide messenger RNA. RefSeq names its product proton-coupled folate transporter-like. Gene Ontology annotation, cellular component: membrane. Gene Ontology annotation, molecular function: transmembrane transporter activity. The record is from RefSeq and is a predicted model, not a curated record. Gene Ontology annotation, biological process: transmembrane transport. Lineage: Eukaryota; Metazoa; Arthropoda; Malacostraca; Decapoda; Varunidae. The transcript is spliced from 12 exons. Bases 11 to 1696 code for a protein of 561 amino acids.